AUGUCUCUCGGGCUUAUCUCUGGGGGCUACCCAUUGCACAUCGAAUUGAUGGAGGAUGUCGGGGGGCCAGCCAUCGGAGAGGGUAAGCUGCGGGAUCUGCCUUUGCAGGAUAGGCUAUUCGAGACCUCUACCAUCAAAUUCAUGCGGUGCGCUCUUCACCGUGACAUAGAGCCACGCCACAUUCUCCGACGCGCCGACGGCCGCUUUGCUCUCAUCGACUUUGACUCCUCUCGCUCGGUGAAGGACGGUCUCAAGGGCGACCGAGAGCUCGCGUCUAAGGGGCGCCCGGUAGCGGCUAUGCUUGGGUUGAAAGAUCGUGCUGCGCGAAAGGCAGAAUCUCUUGCCGGAAUGGGAGUGUUACGGAUAGCGCAUCAGCCCGUCAGGAACUCUCCCGCCCCCCUGCGCCUCGUUCUGCCGGUGGCCAAAGAAAGAGGAUCUGUAGGCCAUGUCGGGACGCUGGUGGUGAAAGAGCAGAAAUGGCGGAGCAGUGUCUGGGUAAACACCCAUUCAGACGUUGACAGUACUUUGAUCAGUAUGGAGAAGACGAUACCGAUGGAGGGGAAAGCGAGGGCGAGGCUGAGAAGGCAUCUCCCACCCCUACGCUACAUUCACGAGAACGCCGUACUUCCACCAAACGUCAUUCACCACGUCCUCAGCCAGAGAAUCAGUCGCAAAGAGGCCAACGCCAGUCAACCUCGCCGCCCCUCCCUCUCCUCCACUCUCAUCUCCUUUGAUGGCUCAAGACAGGGCUUCUCGGAUGCCAUCAUUGCCCCCAUCAUCUCCGCACCGGGAUCUAUUCUCCCCUGUCCGCUCGACACAACGCCCUACGAUGUUGCCAUCCAAUUCAACGAGUCAAAUCCGUUUGUUGGACAGUUCCCCUAUCACUACCUCGUAUACACGCCCAUCAUUCAGCGUCAGCGGGGGCCAGGUGUUCCAACCAACGCCACCACCUUCGUCUACAGAUGGCACGCGGAGUCAAUCGUUGUCCAGCAACAUUCCCACCUCGUCUGCUCUGAAGAAGAGUGCCCUUCGUCGCCCAUCAGAGUUUUCGCUUGCUCCACGCUCGCCCACCAAGUACCCUGGUUCAUCGUCGACCGAGAGCCCGAAUCGGACGAUGAGAGCCAAGAAGAGCUUGAGUUUCUCUCAAGCUCUGAGCGCUCUGAUGACAAGUUCCCGGUGUAUGAGUCGAGCUCGAGUCCUUUGAGGGGCGAGUCCAGUUCCAGCGCCCAGCGCAACUCUGAGAUCGGGUUCGGUAGCCAGGAAUGGAAACUCUGGGGAGAGAAACGAAAAUCCCAAAGCGGGUCUCAUGCUACCUUCGCCUAUACCAUCUCACAGGCUCAAGAGUGCUAUACACUCAUCAUCGCCGCUCAAAACGAAUCUAUCCUCCACCCCUCUAUGCGCAUCGACUCUUGCCAGACCACCUGCUUCAGCGCCGACGGCAUGGGCGGGCAUCAGAUUCGAGUCCAUGUCGCCUGCUGUACCACAAGCGCGCCCGCGCUCGCGCUCCCAGUCAGUGCCCAUCGUACCUGGCAGAUCUCAGAGUCGUCCCGCCACACCCACCCACCCCAAGCACCCCGCGCUACUCGUACAUCUUCUAUCGUCCCCGCGAGACUCGCCCAAACGACUCCAGCAAAGAAGAGUAUGAUAUGUAAGAGCCUGGAGAAGGCGGUGAGCGAGGUAGGGGAUGGAGAUGGGCUGGAGUGA
Messenger RNA from Cryptococcus wingfieldii CBS 7118, 1704 nucleotides. RefSeq lists its product as hypothetical. The record is from RefSeq and is a predicted model, not a curated record. Lineage: Eukaryota; Fungi; Basidiomycota; Tremellomycetes; Tremellales; Cryptococcaceae. The transcript has 7 exons. The coding region runs from base 1 to 1704 and encodes 567 amino acids.